CUCCUCCUCCAAACCCUGCACGUCCUCGCCCUGGUCCACCGGCCAGACACCAAGUGGCGGUCGGUGUUGCCUUCCGGUCACGAGGGGGACCCUUGGUGGGGGUCCCUCUACGCAGGGAUUCUGCCCCUCUACAUUGUGGACCAGGGGUGGAGGGUAUUACACCGAGGUGUUCCCUGCAACUUGUUUCUCUCAUGGUUCUGAUUCGCCAGCCGCCUGCCAUUAUUGCGGGCUGGAAGAGUCUGUGUACCACGUGUACAUGGAGUGCGUGAGGCUGCAGCCACUAUUUGAAUACCUAAAGGGGCUGCUCCUUGCCUUCCGGCUGCAUUUUUCACCCACCAUCCUUAUCUUUGGACACCUGUACGUAGGGGAGAGGGUAGGGCUGAAGAUGCCUGCCCCUUUUCCGGGGGUUUGUCUGUGCCCGGGUGCAGUUAGAUAGGGAAUACGGGCAACCUGGGGGAGUUCCAGGACCGCUGGGCUCCGCAGGGUGUAGAAUGUAUUCUCAAUAAGGAUUGUAUCAUAGUUGUUUGGUAGGUUAUUAUGGAUAUAUGUUUUUAUUCUAGUAUGGUGGUGGGUUCUGCUUGUUUUAGUGUUGUGUAAUUAUUAUUUUCUAAUAAUUGAAUACCUUUUUGAUUUAAAAAAAAGGCUGGUUAACAAGCUCACGCGACUGGGCCCCUGCGCAUCCCUCUGCACUUGGAUCCCUGACUUCCUCAUCCACAGACCAGUCUCAUCCUUCUAAACUGCAGAGUGUACAAGCCCAGCUGCUCCAUUCUCUCAGCAUAUGACAGUUCCACCAUCCCGGGAAUUAACCUUGUAAACCUACGCUGCACUCCCUCAAUAGCAAGAAUGUCCUUCCUCAAAUUAGGAGACCAAAACUGCACACAAUACUCCAGGUGUGGUCUCACUAGGGCUCUGUACAACUGCAGAAGGACUUCUUUGCUCCUAUAUUCAAUUCCUCUUAUAAAGGCCAACAUGCCAUUCGUUUUCUUCACUGCCUGCUGUACCUGCAUGCUUACUUUCAUAGACUGAUGUACAAGAACCCCCAGAUCCCGUGAUACUUCCACUUUUCCCAACUUGCUGUCAUUUAGAUAGUAUCUGCCUUCCUGUUUUUGCAACCAAAGUGGAUAACCUCACAUUUAUCCACAUUAAACUUCAUCUGCCAUGCAUCUGCCCACUCCCCCAACCUGUCCAAGUCACCCUGCAUUCUCAUCGCAUCCUCCUCACAGUUCACACUGCCACCCAGCUUUGUGUCAUCUGCAAAUUUGCUAAUGUUACUUUGAAUCCCUUCAUCCAAAUCGUUGAUGUACAUUGUAAAAAGCUGCAGUCCCAGCACCGAGCCUUGCGGUACCCCACGUCACUGCCUGCCAUUCUGAAAGGGACCCCUUUAAUCCUUACUCUUUGUUUCCUGUCUGCCAACCACUUCUCUAUCCAUGUCAGCACUCUACCCCCAAUACCAUGUGCCCUAAUUUUGCCCACUAAUCUCCUAUGUUGGACCUUAUCAAAUGCUUUCUGAAAGUCCAGAUACACUACAUCCACUGGCUCUCCCUUGUCCAUUUUCCUAGUUACAUCUUCAAAAAAUUCCAAAAGAUUAGUCAAGCAUGAUUUCCCCUUCGUAAAUCCAUGCUGACUCGGACCGAUCCUGUUACUGCUAUCCAAAUGUGCGGCUAGCUCAUCUUUUAUAAUUAACUCCAGCAUCUUCCCCACCACCGAUGAUAGGCUAACUGAUCUAUAAUUCCCUGUUUUCUCUCUCCCGCCUUUCUAAAAAAGUGGGAUAACAUUAGCUACCCUCCAAUCCACAGGGACUGAUCCUGAGUCUAUUGAACAUUGGAAAUGUAUCACCAAUGCAUCCUUGAUUUCUAGAGCCAUUUCUUUAAGUACCCUGGGAUGCAGACCAUCAGGCCCUGGGGAUUUAUCAGCCUUCAGUCCCAUCAGUCUAUCCAACACCAUUUUCUGCCUAAUGCGGAUUUACUUCAGUUCCUCUGUCACCCCAGAUCCUCUGCCCACUACUAUAUCAGGAAAAUUGUUUGUGUCCUCCUUAGUAAAGACAGAUCCAAAGUAACUGUUCAACUCAUCUGUCAUUUCCUUGUUCCCCAUAAUAAAUUCACCUUUUUCGGUCCAUCGAUGAGGUGAUGGGGAGUCACAAGGGGCCCAUUGAUGAGGUCAGGGGAGGCAUCGAUGUGGUGACAUUUACGUCCCUGCUCCAGCCCACAGUCAACUGGACGACCGAUUAGUGAAGCACGAUGUGCAGACAGAUGAUACUGCUUUUGACUCUGGGCACGCUGGCUCUAAUGGGCGGCUUGCCCAAAUUCAUGAAACAGGAGGACGACUUGGCUUACUGCUCGGGCACAGCCCCCUGCUCCCUGGCCUUCCUGUCAAACAACCCACUCAGCCUGCGUUGCCCAGCUGCCACUGAAGCACCUGAAGACUCCGUCUACUGGCAGUACCAGGACCUCAGCCAGCCUCAAACCAAACCCCGCACCUUCAUCGGACCCGGGCACUUGAGGAUGUACCGUGGGCCAAUGGGCAAACUGGGAAGCCGAGUCAAUCUACGUAUAGGCUCCUUGAUCAUGAACAAGGCAGAGACCUCAGACACGGGCCUGUACCUGUGCAAGUCGGCUGACUCCAUCCUAGCCGCCUACCAGGUCGAUGUGCAGGACUCGUCUCUGCUUUACGUGUCCCACCAAGGGCUGGGGGAGAACAUUUUGUCAAACCAGAGCCUGAGAGUGAACUUGGGCUCUUCCCAGCACAUGGUCCAGCUCUACACCCGCUGGGGACCAUGGCAGGACUGUGACCGAUGCAAGGUGAUGGGGGAGCAGAAGAUGGUGGGCUUCUGCUAUGCCAAGCUAAGCGAGAUCGACAAGGACGAGGAAGAGGACGAGGAACUGGAGGUAAAUGGCGCCACCUUGCCCUGUGGCCUAAUGGAGUUGCACAUUGGGCAGUCCUUGCCCCGGCGCGGCGCCGAGCUCCACUACCAGAUGUGCCGCGAAUCGUGCAAGAAGGAGGAAAUACCAGUGGGGUUGUUGGAGAUUGGCGAUUGGUGGUGGUGGGGUCGGGAGACUGCGCUCGACUGGAUGGAGUCUCGCAUAAUGCUACUGCAGACGGUGUACCUCAACAUCCACGACAACGCCCAGAUGACAUGCCCGGGGGCGUCGGUGUACACGCCCGUUCUAUGGCAGCGUGACUCCACAUUCAUCACCCGAGGUGGCAACUGUAACGGGACCCACCGGCUGGACGACGCCACGGGCGGCGGCAUCUACCAAAUCGAAAGCGUGAUGCCCUCCGACCGCGGCAUUUACCGCUGCUGGGUGCAUGGGCGUAGGGUCGCCUCCUUCCACCUCGAGACGCCCGAGCUGCCAGUAGUACACCGCCACGUCACCCGGCGGCAUCUGCUCAACGGCAUGAGAAUCAUGGUCGGCACGAUCGCCAUGGUCUUCGUGAUCAGCGCCGUGGCUGAGACACUGUACGCCUGCUUGUUUGAGAUCUUCUAGAUCAACUGCCUCCUCCUGAAAAUAAUGACCACAAGAUAUAGGGGCAGAAUUAGGCCCAAAUCUGCCAUUUUAUCAUGGCUGAUUCAUUUUUUCCCUCUCAACCAAAUUCUUCUGCCCUCUCCCCGUAAUCUUUUUAAAAUGUAUUUAUUUUUUGUUAUUUGUAUUUUUAUUAGAAGCAAUGUACAGUAGUAUAGACCGCGGCAUAUGACAAAAUACAUUUAAUGUACAUCUAUUUUGAAUUUAACAAGAGAAAAAUAGAACCAGAGAGAAAGAACGAAAGAGAGAGAGUGAAAGAAAUAGUGAUGUGUAAACACCUAGACUAGCAUAGUGCAGUCCAGGAGUGAACCAGUAAAAGCCUAUACAAGAAUAAAGAGAAAAAAAAAAGAAACCCUUAUGUGUUGAUAUACCUGCUUCAUUUCUCACCAUACCCAUCACCCUGUUCGCGAAUCGGUUUAAUUCCAGAGUUGUGUUGCACCAUACUAUACUUGUAAUUAAUCAAUAAAAGGAGACCAUAUCUUUAAAAAUUGCUCUGAUUUUCAUGCUAAGACGAGUCUCAUCUCUUCAAUAUGUAGCGUCUCAGACAUGCUUGUGAUCCACAUUUUGAGCGUUGGGGUAGAUGCAUUUUUCCAAAAUUUAAGUAUACGUUUCUUUUGCCAUUAUCAAGCCGUAGUUGAGGAAACGUCAUUGAAAUAUUGAUAGCUCUGAGCAGGCUCCUGUUGUUCCAAAAAUAAUCAAUUCUGUAUUGG
Messenger RNA from Leucoraja erinaceus (little skate), 4231 nucleotides. RefSeq names its product protein FAM187B-like. Lineage: Eukaryota; Metazoa; Chordata; Chondrichthyes; Rajiformes; Rajidae. The coding region runs from base 2238 to 3485 and encodes 415 amino acids. The transcript has a single exon. The record is from RefSeq and is a predicted model, not a curated record.